CAAUCCUUUCCAAAUCUCAACACUGCUUCUUGGCCGGAGCUGGAACGGAGGACGAGAGGGAAUUCGCGGCAGUUUCCGACGUAGUCCGAUUCAUUUAUUCCCGCAUCCGGUGGAUAGAUUUCGUCAAGUUCCAAAACUAAUUGAAAUAAAUUCAGGUGUAAAGCACUGAUUCGUUUCAGAAUGCCGCAACGUGAGUAGUCCAUUAAAGUCAAGAAAGAGUCGUCGCUGAGCAUGGCGAGGCGAAAGGCGAAGAAAACAGCUAAGAAGUUGAGCCCUUCUCCUGUGCGUGAAGCAGAGAAUGAGUCAAAACCUGAGGAGCAAGCACCUUUGGUGUCCAACGAGGAUGUUGAGCGGCAUGCUGCUGCAAUACGUGCCAUUCGGGAUGUGGAAAUCGAGCGUUUGAUUACUGAAUUGCGGUUGCUUCGUUCGUAUUUCAACAAAGAGCAAUUGCAAACUCCUAUAUUGCAAUUUUUCGAAGAAAAACUUCCAAACUUGUCCAUUUCAGCAACAGGCGAACAAGGGGAAAUAGAAGUGCAAUGGAAGGAUGCAGCGGGAGAAUUACACACUAAGCCUGCUGACGGAAUAGACAUACAUGCUUCUCUCCUGCAUCGCUUGUCCAUAGCUUAUCCUAACUGCUCUGCCGGAAUGCAAUCUAUGAACGGUUUUGAAUUUUCCAGUAAAUCAGUGAAAACAAAUGCUUUCAAUGUCGAGAACUUGCAAAUUCCGAGCUUCGUUUUGGAGGAGCCUUCGGAUAGUAUGAUGCUUGGCAUGCCAGACAUUCUCCAAACUCCCGGGGUAUGCAACCAAAGAUUGUCCAUUGGGAUGACACCGAAAACCCGAAGGCUGCCGAAGCCUGGUGAGAUGCUUGUAUCCAUCCAUGGAUCUCCCCUUGGUGUUUACAAGGAAGACAACAUGGAAGCAAUACAUGAAUCAGAAGAGGGUUGAUUAGCUGCACCUUGUCAAGACUUCAAAUGGGAUCGUCAUGACCAUCGCACUUGAUAUUCUACACUAUUAACCUUCUUGUAUUGUAUCUAACCUUUCGACUACUACUUAUGAAGAGCUACUCUUACAUGUGUAUAUCUGAGAAUUAGUGUAAUUUCACUUCAAGAAACGCAUAUGUACCAAACGCACAAUAAUUCCACUAAGUUAUUGUGCUUGAUUAUUUGUUGUCGAGGUUGAUGUUGAUAUUUGAUCAAAGGCGACUAACAGGCAACGUCAUUUUCA
Messenger RNA from Momordica charantia (bitter melon), 1224 nucleotides. Its product is annotated as translation initiation factor. Lineage: Eukaryota; Viridiplantae; Streptophyta; Magnoliopsida; Cucurbitales; Cucurbitaceae. The record is from RefSeq and is a predicted model, not a curated record.